AUGGCAGCCGCAUCGAGAGCGAGCUGCGGUCCCUCCAACCUCGCCGUCCUGUGCAGCAUCUAUUGUCUUUGGACGCUUACCAUCCAUGUCCCUCGCGCUGGCUCAGUGUCCUUCAACCUCACCUUCUCCAAGCCCCAGAGCCCACACCUCUCCCAGCUGAUAAACUGCACCGGCGACGCAUACUUCUCUCCAAACACCCUCGAGCUGACGCGGAACCAGUAUGGCCAAAACAGCACAUACAGCGUCGGCCGGGCGACGAACCUCACGUCCGGUUACGAGAUGGUGGCGACGGUGACGUACGAGAAUGUCACCAGGUUGCUGGCCGUCCAGCUCACGAUCAACGACACGUCGUACCACGUCAACACGACUGUCGAUCUCAAGAGGUACCUGCCGGAGCGUGUCGCCGUUGGCUUCUCCGCGGCGACCGGCGCCGACGGAAGCACCAGCACCGGCACCGGCACCGCCUGCUCGAUCAGAAGGAACACUGAUAAUCGCCGUGCUAGUGCCUCUGCUGUUUCUCUUGGCGUGUGCGGCAGCCGCCGCGCUAGUAUGGCAGAAACGCAGGAGAAGAAGAAGUGGGUGUGGGGUCUGUAUGGCCGCAACGCGAUCCUUGACGCGGUGGACGAGCGGCUAAGGUCCGGCGACGAGCUCCACGACGAGUGCAUGGAGAGGGUGCUCGUCGUCGGGCUGUGGUGCGCGCACCCUGACCAGAGCGAGCGGCCGUCCAUCGCGCAGGCCAUGCACGUCCUGCAGUCGGAGGACGCCAGGCUUCCGGCGCUCCCGCCGCAGAUGUACAAGACGGCGUCGGACCUCGCCGUCACUGGACGUGCCUACGGCGCUUUGUCCGUUGAAAGCUACAGCGGUGGUGACUCCUCUACGACAACAACGACGACGACAACCACCGGCGACUCGAAUGUUUCUUCAGGCUCGUCGACCACGGCCUUGCUCCGGGAUUCAAAAGAGAGAGCUUGA
This is a messenger RNA of Miscanthus lutarioriparius, 972 nucleotides long. NCBI's taxonomy places the organism in Eukaryota, Viridiplantae, Streptophyta, Magnoliopsida, Poales, Poaceae. The record is from the annotation of a GenBank genome assembly.